Trachymyrmex cornetzi is the source of this 384-nucleotide messenger RNA. RefSeq lists its product as uncharacterized. The transcript has a single exon. NCBI's taxonomy places the organism in Eukaryota, Metazoa, Arthropoda, Insecta, Hymenoptera, Formicidae. Bases 1 to 384 code for a protein of 127 amino acids. The record is from RefSeq and is a predicted model, not a curated record.
AUGGCCAAUACCCUGUUACAAGGCAACCUAAACAGGGCCAGAAACGCUCAGGACAUUUUGGCCCAAACAAUGAUGGAAAACGACGUUGGUCUGGCAGUAAUUGCUGAGCCAUACCGAAUCCCGGUCCAUCCCCAUUGGGCGGGUGAAAGGGGAUGUGGCCAUCUGUUGGCGUCGGACACGCUCCCGCUGACUAGAGUUUAUGCAGGUAGAGGGUUCGUUACAAUUAAAUGGGGGGACAUGUUUGUUACCGGCGUGUACAUCUCCCCGAGCCUCGCAAGGCCUGAGUUUGAGAAGAUCCUAGAAGACCUAGCAAAACACCUGCAGAGCUAUGUGAGCAGCCCUAUGAUUGUCGCGGGAGACUUUAACUUCAGAUCGACUUUAUGA